ACACACACACACACACACAAGCACACACACUCAGACAUACUGCAAACUCUCAACAGGAAACUCUGAACCAUAAUGCGAAGGCACCUCAGAGCAGACGGGUGCAUUGCUCAAACCAAGUGGGAUACGGUGCGGCUUUGAUAGUGCGUUAAUUACUCAUGUGAUGUGAUACAGAUGUCUGGGGGCUUCAGCCGAAAGUUUGCCUGACAGUUUCCAAGGGGGCCAGGCAGACAUUUUAGAAGCGGAACGACUGUGAGCAAAAGAGAUGCCCAACACACUCCGCUGAUGCCUCAUCCUUACUGUCUGACUGUAACUAGUCCUGGCAUCUCCCAUCUGUGCCGCCUUGUGAUAUAUUGGGACAGUAUUUCAAUCAGGGAAAUCAAAGCAGCGAAUGUUUUCCAUAAUGGGCACCCCAGCUGCACAUAUGUUGGUGCUAAUGGCCUGUAUGGCAGCCAGAGGAAUGUGCCAGAUAAACAGAGCUGAAGCGGAGCAGGGCUCUCUCCCAGGCUUCCUCGUCCACUCCACCCUCCAGUCCACGGGCUUCUACAGCACCGUCAGUCCAAGCACGGGGCCCGGCUUCCACCUGGGGGCCCAAAGGGCUGAUGCACAAGCUGUGAGAUCUGGCUCUGCAAAUGAAACUGUCAUAAAGACACCAGUGCCACCUCCACUGUGCAUGCAAACUACUUCUAUCAAGGACUAUUUUAAGUACAUCAACACCACAAUUUCCAUCAUAGUGUUUGCGGUCGGCCUGGUUGGCAACGCCACCCUGUUGAGGAUUAUAUACAGGAAUAAGUGCAUGAGGAACGGGCCCAAUGCCCUGAUUGCCAGCCUGGCACUGGGUGACCUCAUCUACAUUUUCAUUGAUAUACCCAUCACUAUGUACAAGCUCCUCCUGUCCCGCUGGCCUUUUGAUGACAGUGUUUUUGGCCUGUGUCUGUGCAAGCUGGUGCCCUUCCUGCAGAAAGCCUCUGUGGGCAUCACUGUUCUCAACCUGUGCGCCCUCAGCGUGGACAGGUACAGGGCUGUGGCAUCCUGGAGCAGGGUGCAGGGAGUGGGCAUUCCUCUCUCCACAGUCAUUGAGAUUGUGUCUAUUUGGGUGCUGUCACUCAUCCUGGCAAUACCGGAGGCUAUUGGCUUCGACAUGGUCAGCUUCAACUACAGGAACGAAACCUUCCGCACAUGCAUGCUUAACCCCAAAUCGGACUUCAUGAUGUUUUACAAGGAUGCAAAAGACUGGUGGCUGUUUGGCUUCUACUUUUGUGUACCACUGGCCUGCACUUGUAUCUUCUACACUCUGAUGACCAGCGAGAUGCUGAACCACAGGAACGGCAGCCUUCGGAUAGCUCUCAGCGAGCACCUCAAACAGAGGAGGGAGGUAGCCAAAGCCGUCUUCUGCCUUGUCCUCAUCUUUGCCCUCUGCUGGUUCCCACUGCACCUCAGCAGGAUCCUUAAGAAGAUGGUUUACUACCAGAAUGAUAAGAUGCGCUGUGAGCUGCUCAGUUUCCUGUUGGUCCUGGAUUACCUCGGUAUCAACCUUGCAACAAUCAACUCCUGCAUAAACCCCAUUAUCCUCUACUUUGUCAGCAAGAAGUUCAAAAACUGCUUCAAGUCAUGUUUGUGCUGCUGGUGCUACUCUGACAACCAACUGAGCAGCAUCGGACCCAUGAAUGGUACCAGUAUCCAAUGUAAAAGCCCCGAGCCCAACAACCCGUACGCUGACCGCAGCAUCAGGAAAGACAGCAACUGACCGCACACCUGAGGACUAUUUUCAAGCUUUUUAAUAUCCCGAGCAAGCUUCUGAAAUGCAACCAAUGCACACUUUAACGUAUAUGCAGUAGGCUACAUCAAAAAGUACUUGUUUAGACAACAAAUACACAUCCUCUGGACCACUGAAGCAAUGUAUGAGCCUUGCACGGAUGCAUCAGGAACUGGAGCUAAAAGGAACAAACAAUGGAUUUGAUGCACGGUGCUCUGAAGUUCCCUGGGCCUCUCAGCAGGCCUCACUUCCUAGGACAAACUCCUUGUAUUCCCACACCCUUGGACAGUGACGCUGUAGCGUGAGAGGAGACGGGGGAGAGCAGGAUGAGCAGGGGAAAAACUUUAACAGGAUGGAGCUGAGCAGUAACUAUCAUUUUUAAUGAUUAUGUUACUUUUUGGAUGGAUGGAGCCACAAAAAACAUAGAACUUUGACACAGGAGACUGCUGUUUGUUUCCCAUCUGAAACCAAUCAGUGAGCAUUGUUUCUUUUAUCCAGGAUCAUCCUACAUUAACCACAUGUUUAUUAUUGUAACCAUAACGAUAAAUGUCAUUUGGCUCUAAGUCAAACCGUGAUAUUUUCCUAUAACCAAACAGUUUUUGUGCCUAAACCUAAGCAAACCAUGACCGUUCCAUAAACUUGACUGCAUGUUUAUUAUUAUGAGCAUGAUGGCAAAGGUCCACUUGGCUUGAGAUUCUCAUAUGAUGCUGUAUCAGAGGGACAACAGACCUGUAUGGUUGUUCAGGUUGGACGACUUGUUGUAAUCUCAUCCAGUGUCAGAAUAUGCCAAAAUACACGGGCAUAAAAUCAAAUACAGGAUUGUAGGUUUUAGAGCACAUAAGUUACAACUCUGUAUUUUUAUAGCACAUGUCAAGCAAAUGAUAAAUAUGAAGUAAUGCAUUAUGACAGGUCUGAUCCACCAUUUGCCAAAAAUGGACAGGAAUUAGCUUUUUUUCCUACUACACUGUGAAUUUUACUUUACAUAAUCAACAGUAGUUAUGCAUGUAUAACCCAUGGAAUAUAUAUGUAUAGUGUCCACUUUUAUAAAGUGUUAUAUUGUAGUAAUAAUAAGCAUGUUACUCAGACUACAUUACCUGUGUAAUGACAGAAGCAGAGGAGUUUUUUUGGGAGUCAGGAACACUCCAAAUGUUGAAGGAAUAGUUUUGUAUUUUGGGAAAUAUGAUAAUUUGCUUUCUUGCCAAGAGUAAGAUGAUAAGAUACCACUCUCAUGUCUGUUUAUUAAAUGUAAAGUCAGGUAGCUUAGCUUAGCAUAAAAACUGAUAACAGAGGGAAACUGGUAGUUGGGCUGUGUCCAAAGGUAACAAAAUUUGCUUCCUAAUUAACACAUUGUAUCUCGUUUAUUUAAUCCAUACUAAAACAGUAAAGUGUAAAAACUUUUUUUCAGCAAUGAGUUUUGAAAUUCAGCAAUUACAUUACAGUUAUCAAUCUUAGUAAUGCUUUGUUAGCCUACUGUGACAUUUUGGAGGUCAGUUUGUUUGCUGUCUGAGUUUUAUGGAUGAAGAUGAGCUUGGUCUCCCUUCAGUGGUCUAGCACGUGCUAGCUCGGACACUAGCACGCAUAUGGAGGGGAAAUGCAACUCCCAGUAACUUUAAAGUUGUAUAAUUUAGGUGUUGUGUCCUAAUUAGCUGGCCUGCAAACGUUAGCCACUGGGAAACCUACAUUCAGGAAUCAUCUGGUUUUGUUCAAAGUUGAAAUGUGUGUGAACCCUGCAACGUCACUCACAAUUGAUGGGAAAUAAAUACCAACAAAACGUAGGCUGCGUGCUUGUUGAAUCACAAUGACGCAUUUUCUAUAUCUACAAAUACAAUCCAGAAUAUGAGACAUGAGGCUGUAAAGACACUUUUGACAAAACUAAUUAGCUGAGAAAUGAAAGUAGAGAAUGUACCUAAUUACUUUUGCAUAUAUGAAUCAGUAAAGUAACGUAAAUUAUGUUUCCAAAUAAUAUGUAAUGAGUAAUUCAUUACAUUUUAAGUAACUUGCCUAUCACUAUUUAUGGGGGCUUAUGUACUGGACUAAUUCUUGGCUGGGCGCAGUGACUUCCUUGGUGAGCUAAAGCUAAGCUAAGCUAAGCUAACCAGCUGCCAGCUGUAGUUUUAUAUCUAACUUACAGAAAUGAGAGUGAUAUAAAUCUUGGCAAGAAAGUAAGUACAGGUAUUUCCCAAAAUUAUUUUAAGAAUUAUUUUUAUGUGGAAAUCAUAUUCAGCCACCAAACAGCUGUACUGCCUUAUACUGUUUGAUAUGUGAAUACAUGUAAACCUGUGUGCGUUUAAAUGUGUGUUAGCAUAUGUGUCUUUGAAUGUGUUCUAGCGUGUGUGUGUGUGUGUGUGUGUGUGUGUGUGUGCUGUGUAUAAUUACUUGCACUUCUUUAGUUGGGGUGUCUUUGCACACUUGUGUACAGAAGAAUAAGUGAUAUCUGUACAGAAUUAUUUUACCACUAUUCAUCAAACGUAUAUACUGUUUAUAUAAUCUGUAGAAAAUGGAAUUCAUAUGUGUUUGUUAUUGAUUUAACAUGUUAACAUCAUGCUAGUGCUGCUGCUUAUACCAAUAAAUCAAUUUCCAUCUCCA
This is a messenger RNA of Seriola dumerili (greater amberjack), 4339 nucleotides long. RefSeq names its product endothelin receptor type A (gene ednraa). NCBI's taxonomy places the organism in Eukaryota, Metazoa, Chordata, Actinopteri, Carangiformes, Carangidae. The transcript has 9 exons. Gene Ontology annotation, cellular component: membrane. Bases 389 to 1744 code for a protein of 451 amino acids. The record is from RefSeq and is a predicted model, not a curated record. Gene Ontology annotation, biological process: G protein-coupled receptor signaling pathway; enteric nervous system development; regulation of blood pressure. Gene Ontology annotation, molecular function: endothelin receptor activity.